Messenger RNA from Jatropha curcas, 2562 nucleotides. Its product is annotated as CO(2)-response secreted protease. Lineage: Eukaryota; Viridiplantae; Streptophyta; Magnoliopsida; Malpighiales; Euphorbiaceae. Gene Ontology annotation, biological process: proteolysis. Gene Ontology annotation, molecular function: serine-type endopeptidase activity. The record is from RefSeq and is a predicted model, not a curated record.
CUAAACUAGUUAUCUUCGAUUAAUAUUUUAUUUUUUUUGGGCUAAUAUGAAAAUUAUGGGCAUUGAUGCCUAUGCUUAUAAAAUGGUGCCAGCAGAGUAAUCCAUUGCAGUAAUCAAUCCAGUACUUGUAGAAGCUGCUUUCCAUGGCUUCUCUUCUGCUGCUGCUUCUGCUUUCAUUUCUACCAUUUCCCAUCAUCUCUUCCACAAUAUCAAUUCAAACCACCAAGCCUUACAUAGUUUAUAUGGGAAGUUCAUGGAACUUUGAUCAUAAUGCAAGAAUAGAUGCUACAAUUGCAGAGUCUGCCCAUUUGCAAAUAUUGUCCUCCAUUAUACCCAGCCAAGAGAGUGAAAGAAUAUCUUUAAUUCACUCUUACCACCAUGCUUUUAGGGGAUUCUGUGCAAUGCUUACAGAAGAUGAAGCUUCCUUGUUAUCUGCAGACCAUGUUGAGGUCCUAUCUGUCUUUCCUGAUCCUAAGCUUCAACUCCAUACAACUCGAUCGUGGGAUUUCUUGUAUUCUCUAUCUGGCAUUGGAUCAAAGCUUGGUCACCAACACCAUCACCAUCACCUGUCAAAUGAUGUUAUAAUUGGAGUAAUAGAUACAGGCAUAUGGCCUGAGUCUCCAAGUUUUAAAGAUGAUCACAUUGGACAAAUACCUUCAAGAUGGAAAGGAGUUUGUGAGGAAGGAUCUGAUUUCAACAAGUCUAAUUGUAACAGGAAAUUGAUUGGUGCAAGAUAUUACAUUUCCGGUGGGUCUCCGAGGGAUGCUCUGGGCCAUGGAACUCACUGUGCAUCUAUUGCAGCUGGUGCACCUGUUGCAAAUGCUAGUUUUUAUGGUUUAGCAAGAGGUACAGCUAGAGGUGGGGCUCCCGCUGCUAGGAUUGCAAGCUAUAAUGUAUGCAAAGGACGCAAUUGUUCAGGUUCUACUGUACUAAAGGCAAUUGAUGAUGCUAUUAAGGAUGGGGUUGACAUAAUAUCAGUUUCACUUGGACUUACUUCACCUACUCAGCCAAAAUUUUUAGAAGAUCCUGUUGCAAUCGGAGCAUUCCAUGCUGAAGAAAGGGGAGUCAUGGUUAUUUCUUCUGCAGGAAACCAGGGACCAGAUGCGUUUACAGUUUCAAACACAGCUCCAUGGAUUCUUUCAGUUGCAGCUUCUAGCAUUGACAGGGAUUUUCAAUCCACUGUAGUGCUUGGCAAUGGAAGAACUAUUAAGGGAUCUGCAAUCAAUUUUUCGAAUCUCAGUAGGUCAAAGAUGUAUCCACUGGUACUUGGGGAGGAUGUUGCUAUUAAUAACACUCUUGUAUCAGAUGCAAGGCAAUGCAUUCCAGGAUCGUUAGAUCCUGAAAAGGCUUCAGGAAAGAUAAUUGUAUGCAUUACUAGCGACCCAACUAUUCGGACAGAACUUGCCGAAGCCAAAGGAUUAAUUUUAGUUGCUGAAAUCCUGGAAGUUCCUCAUACAAGUACAGGUUCUUUUCCUUUUACUGAAGUUAGGAAGAAUGCAGAGCAUAUGAUCUUGAACUACAUUAAGUCCACCAAGAAACCGAAGGCGACUAUUCUUCCAUCAGUUGAUGUCUUAGGUGUUAGACCAUCCCCAGUUGUUGCAUAUUUCUCAUCAAGAGGCCCUGGAAAUCUUACAGAAAAUAUCCUCAAGCCUGAUAUAAUGGCUCCAGGACAAGAAAUUUUAGCAGCAGUAAUUCCAACGGAUAAUGAAGUAGAUGGUCCAGAUAUUCUUAAUGGAAAGAAGCCAUUAAAAUUUGGGAUUAAAUCCGGAACUUCACAGGCUUGCCCCCAUGUAUCAGGAGCUGCUGCAUUAAUAAAGUCAGUGCAUCCGACUUGGAGUUCUUCGAUUAUCAGAUCAGCUCUAAUGACAACAGCAAUCAUUUUUAAUAACAAUGGGAAACCAUUGACAAACGACUCAGAUUACCGUGCAAACCCACAUGAAAUGGGAGUUGGAGAAAUAAGUCCAGUUAGAGCUCUUGAUCCAGGCUUAGUAUUCGAAACAGAAGUAAAAGAUUAUCUCCAUUUCCUUUGCUACUAUGGAUAUCCAAAGGAAAAAGUAAGGGCCAUGUCAAAGACAAAAAUCAACUGCCCAGAGAAUUCCAAUGAAGAGCUGAUUUCAAGUAGUAUUAACUAUCCAUCAAUCUCCAUAGGCAAGCUUGAUCAGAACAAACCAGCCCACACCAUUACAAGGAGAGUGACCAACUUGGGGCCUGCAAAUUCCUCAUAUUAUUCUACAGUUUAUGCUCCAAAAGGAUUACAGGUCAAGGUUUAUCCAGAAAAACUCACUUUUGAUGAGGGGAAGAGAAGGGCUUCAUUUAGAGUCUUGUUUAAUGGCAAGAAAGCUUCAAAGGGAUAUAAUUUUGGUAAUGUAAUCUGGUCUGAUGGGCAUCACAGAGUUCGUGUAGUUUUUGCAGUUAAUGUUGUAUCCCCUAAUACUUUGUUCUGAUAUAGGUUGUCCCGACAAGAAUUUUUAUAUCAUAAAUAAUUCCAAAGUUCGACAAAACAAAAAAACAGGAAUAAGACUGUUGAUGUAUGAGUGUAUGAAUGUGAGAUGUUUCUCGUCC